Molecule: messenger RNA, 1440 nt
Organism: Hypoxylon trugodes
Lineage: Eukaryota; Fungi; Ascomycota; Sordariomycetes; Xylariales; Hypoxylaceae
Product: pantetheine-phosphate adenylyltransferase-like protein
Exons: 1
Coding region: 137-1372 (411 amino acids)
Biological process (GO): coenzyme A biosynthetic process
Molecular function (GO): dephospho-CoA kinase activity
Source: RefSeq, a predicted model, not a curated record
ACCGACGCAUAUAUCUAUAUCCUACUUGGGUCUUUGUUCUCGCUACUACCCAAGUAAUUCAUCGAUCUACUCACUCACUUACUCAUACACUUCCAUUUACUCUCUUAAUUAAUAAUCUUGUCGCUUACUCGACCUCAUGUCACCAACAAAUGCUACAGUGGGAGAUGAUCUCCCCUCACUCCUAUUAUUACCCCCGCCUCCACAUCCCGCAACCCGGAUUGCCCUAGAUGCCGCAUACGAACCUCCUCUCGAAGCCGCCAUCUCAAAAUUAAAAGAUGAGAAGAACGGAAAAGACGGAUCCGUCCUAAUUGUUGCCUUAGCAUCGCCAAUUCUCACAGGAUAUUCACCACGACAAAAGUCGCUAUCCUGGUCUCGUUCUCAAUCUAUCCUAGCUGAUUUAUACAGCAUCAUAUCCGUCAUUUGCGCUCAACUAUCGGUUGCUACAGAUAUCCACGCCGGCCCGGGAUCUGUAGACGUUCGAGUUAUUUUCGUCGAUCAUGAUCCAUCAAAGCGGGCCGUAGCAGAUUCAAAACCAGCAAUAGAACCAAAUAAUACGGCAAUAAUAGAUCUUGCCACCUUCGCCUCGGCUUAUCAUCCUUGGAAGUACAUAUUUCAUCCAAGUACCGAAUCUACUUAUCAGUUACUCUCGACAUACCUCAAGCUUUUUGAGGGUAUUCAAACCUUGAAACAAACUCAGAUCGUUGUCGUUGAAGGCGGGCUUGCUAUAUCUAUCGAGCCGGCAGCCCCGCCGCAAUCAUCCCCUCAAACCACACUUCACCCAAUUGUAUGCUUAGGAGGUACAUUCGAUCAUCUCCACCCCGGACACAAAUUGCUUUUAACAGCUGCUGCUUUACUGCUGAAGAUCCCCGAGAAGGGUACAUCGCAGCCAUGUCAAUUCAUCAUCGGUAUCACUGGAGAUGAACUGCUGAAGAGGAAAAAGUAUGCAGAAUAUGUACAAUCCUGGGAUGAACGUGCAACCAACAUAAUCGAAUUUCUAUCGUCUGUGCUUGAGCUAUCUAAAAGCGGAUGGAAAGGUGGCCAGGUACCACAAAUUACUAAAAGCAACGGGGAAUUCAUCACUCAAUUCCGAGACGGUACCAUCGAGGUUCACUGCGUGGUUAUCCAAGAUGCUUUUGGUCCCACCAUUACCACAGAAAAUAUGGACGCCCUCGUGGUUUCAGGUGAGACAAGAAGCGGGGGAAAUGCUGUGAACGAUAAACGAAAGGAACUUGGUUGGAGAGAGUUAGAGACAUUUGAAGUUGAUGUUCUCGAUGCUGAGGGGAUCGUGCAUAAAUCAGCGGAAGCGCGGGAUUUUGCUCAGAAGUUAAGUAGUACAGCUAUUCGGAAGCAAAUAGCCGAGUCUCGUACUUAAUUUAGGGUUCUGAUUCUCUCUCAACUAGAGAAUACGGAUAUAGCUAAUGUACUCUAAACCAUGACCAA